AUGGAGAAAAGUCCAGAGGUAGAUGAUGUCACAUCUACUGAUGCAGGAACACUCCUGUUUGAUGCAGACACUUUACGAGGUAAAAAGAAAAAAAAAAUGCUUUUUUCAUUCCAUAGUAUGGUUUCAACAGUUGAAAACUUGAAUUCGGUUAAAGGGAAGACCUUACCCAUUCACAAGUACAUUUUUUUCAUGUGUAGUCCCUGAUAUAAAACCCCGGCUUAGAGUAGGCCAAACAAGAGCAAAUGAUGAUCACAUUGGUUUUCGCAAAAACGCCUUGUAAAAUCACUGAAAAAAUUUUAAUUUGCUGCAUUAGCAAUUGCAGAGGUUUACAAGAAUGAGGGUAACGAGGAGUACAACAAGAAGAAUUACAGCAGCGCCAUUAGCUACUACACAGACGGAAUUAAAGUGAACUGCAAGGAUAAAGAACUGACUGCCAAACUGUACAGUAACAGGGCGGCAGCGCAUUUUAAUUUGAGGAAGAAGUUGCCAUUGUAG
Molecule: messenger RNA, 495 nt
Organism: Porites lobata
Lineage: Eukaryota; Metazoa; Cnidaria; Anthozoa; Scleractinia; Poritidae
Source: the annotation of a GenBank genome assembly